Molecule: messenger RNA, 562 nt
Organism: Cuscuta epithymum
Lineage: Eukaryota; Viridiplantae; Streptophyta; Magnoliopsida; Solanales; Convolvulaceae
Source: the annotation of a GenBank genome assembly
AAAAGAAACACAUGCAUAUAUCCCUCUUUUCGCUUGAAGCAUACUGCAUACGGAUGAUCAAACUCUAGCAGCCGCGCAGCGGAUCUUCAUGAUCUUGCUCAACGCAACAAUAGCACAGCAAGACUCUAAUCAUAUGCAACGGGGAUGAAAAAACGACAAGGUGGCGGUGCUCCCAGAACAUCACCACCUACAAUACGGACAGGUCCUGUAAAUGAGAUGAUUCCUUUGGAGGUAGCUGAUCAAACCUCUUCUCCCUUCCCGAUGGCUAGUAAAAUCGGGAUGCUUCCUUUGGAGGUGGAUCGACAAACCUCUUGCCCCUUCCUGGUGGCUGGUAAAACGGGGGCGCUUGAUUUAUUUUGUUAUUUUUAUUUAAAGAAUUCUUGUUUAGCGAUCUUCCAUUUUGGUAGCAAGUUCAGCAAUGCUAUUAAAUUAGGCUACCGUGAUGCGGGGUUAUCGAAUUUGACAGGUCCUCGGAGGCUAGUCAAUUCUAUGUCUCACCCCAGUGUAACCUUGAGCUAUUGUAUAUCUUUGUCUCUUGUUACUCUCUUUAUUAAUAAUAAUU